Messenger RNA from Pistacia vera, 1506 nucleotides. RefSeq names its product putative receptor-like protein kinase At2g30940. The transcript is spliced from 11 exons. Gene Ontology annotation, molecular function: protein kinase activity; ATP binding. Lineage: Eukaryota; Viridiplantae; Streptophyta; Magnoliopsida; Sapindales; Anacardiaceae. Gene Ontology annotation, biological process: protein phosphorylation. Bases 1 to 1506 code for a protein of 501 amino acids. The record is from RefSeq and is a predicted model, not a curated record.
AUGGAUUCUGCUUCCCAGUUUAAGGGAAGGUUUGAUAGCGGCCGGGGUAUUGAUGUUUUGAAUGGCAUAGCAUGGGAUCGCAACAAAAGCCGCAUAUUUGGCAAAAAUGUUUCCUACAUCAAAAAGAAGCUGUCUAAGCAUACUCCAUUUUUUGGGAUUCAAGUAUGGAUCUUGAUAAUCACUCUGAUUGCAUUAUUCUUGCUGAUCAUUCUCACCAUUCUUUACCUUUGCAUCAUCUUUCAUCGUCGCAAAAAAUCCUACAAACCUCGUUUUUUCCUUCCAAGAAAUCCCAUUUCUGCCAAGACUUAUCAAAACCACCAUUUCAGCACUUCAUCCCUGGAUAGUAGGCUUUUAUCCGCGUCUAACAACAUUUCAGAGAUUGAGAUGAAUCUUUCAAAGCCUGAGUUUCAAAUGAUGUUAUCUGAUCCUUGCUCUAUCAAGUCUAGUCUCGUCACUGACCUCGAAUCAACUGCCGGCCUCUCGGAGAGACAGUACGGUAACAGGUGUUCUCUGAAGGAGAUUGCAUUGGUAACUAAUGAUUUUUCAGGGGAGAACAUGAUUGCAAGCGGCGACAAUGGGAUGGUUUAUCGUGCUGUUUUGUUGGAUAAUAAGCGAGUAGCAGUGAAGAGGCUAAUAAUGAGUAACAGCCAAACAGAGAACUUCAUCAAAGAAGUAGAGGCAAUUGGGCUGGUAAGACACAAGAAUCUGGUGAAGCUGCUUGGUUACUGUGUUGAAGGAUAUAACAGGAUACUUGUGUAUGAAUACAUAGAUAAUGGCAAUCUGUAUCAGUGGCUUCAUGGAAGUCUAGGACAACUGAGGCCUCUAACGUGGGGAAUGCGGAUGAAUAUUAUUCAAGGAGUUGCAAAAGCGUUGGCCUACCUUCAUGAAGACAUUGAACCAAAGAUAAUUCAUCAAAAUCUAAAGUCUAGUAACAUACUGAUUGAUCACCAAUGGAAUCCUAAGAUCUCUGAUGUUGGAAUUGCUAAUCUUCAUGGUCCUGAGUGGAGUUCUUUAACAAAUUGUGCAAUGGGAAAGUCAGUUUAUGUAUGUCGAGAAUCUACCGGCAGUAUUUUGGAUGAGAAGAAUGAUGUUUAUAGCUUUGGAAUACUUAUCAUGGAGAUUGUAUCCGGAAGAGUAUCGGUAGAUCACACUCAACCCGAGGGUCAUUUGGUUGACUGGUUAAAGUCAAUGGUUGCAAAGCAGAAAAUUUCAUUUGUUGUGGAUCCUAAAUUGCCAGAAAUGCCUUCUACAAAAGAACUAAAACGGGUUAUUUUAAUUGCCCUGCGAUGCGUUGAUCCUGAAGUAAAACAUAGGCCGAAGAUGGGAGAUGUAGUUCACAUGCUUGAGCCACGCGACUUGCUCCUUAAUGUUGGGCCACAGAUUAAGAAAGCGGCUUCUUAUCAUAAGUACCCACAAGAGAGACAGCCUGUUAUCAAGUUGGGCAAUGAAAAUUCUAACACACAUGAAAGUGAAAGCAGCAGUAAUCGCUAUCAAAUGAAAAUUUGA